AUGGAAGCCUUGUACUUUAAUGUCGAUGAUGGUUAUACGGAAGGUAUUGUGAGAGGUUAUAAAAGUGGCAUUCUCAAUUCUACACACUACUUGAAUUUGACUCAAUGCGAAACUUUAGAUGAUUUAAAACUUCAAUUAAGUGCCACUGAUUACAGCAAUUUUUUGGCAAAUGAGCCAUCGCCCAUAGCAACUUCAACAAUUCAUGAAAAAGCAACACAAAAAUUAAUUGAUGAGUUUAAGUAUGUACGAACUUUGCAUGAAAGAGACACCAAUGAGUUAUUAGAAAGGUGUCAUCCACUUGGUAUAUUUGAUUCAAUGCCCGCGUUAUGUGUUGCCACAAAUACUGAUGAAUUGUAUAAUACUGUGUUGAUUGAAACACCACUUGCACCUUAUUUUGAAAAUUGUAUUUCUGCUGACGAUCUUGAUGAAUUGAAUAUUGAAAUUAUUCGUAAUGCACUUUACAAGGCAUACCUUGAAGAUUUUUAUAGAUAUUGUAAGGAAGAACUUGGUGGUGUUACUGGACAAAUAAUGACAGAUAGACGUGCAAUUAACAUUACCAUAAAUUCUUUUGGAACAGAAUUGUCAAAAGAUGAUCGGGUUAAAUUGCUCCCAAGUUUUGGAAAAUUAUACCCUGCUGGUCAUGAAAGACUUAGAAAAGCUGAUGAUGUUGAACAAGUUAGAAGUGCUGUAGAAGCUUGGACUGCUACAAGUGAAGCCAAGACCUUGGAUGAUCAAUUUUUUGAAUAUGAAGUUCAUCUUAACAAACUUACAUUUCAACAGCAAUUUCACUAUGCUAUUUUUUAUGCAUUUUUAAAAUUAAAAGAACAAGAGAUUAGGAAUAUUGUGUGGAUUGCUGAAUGUAUUAAAGAACAGUUAGAAAUGCCACCACAAAUACCAGAAUCAAUAUCAGUGGCUCAAAACAAAUAG
This is a messenger RNA of Entrophospora sp. SA101, 927 nucleotides long. NCBI's taxonomy places the organism in Eukaryota, Fungi, Glomeromycota, Glomeromycetes, Entrophosporales, Entrophosporaceae. The record is from the annotation of a GenBank genome assembly.